ACAAGUACCUGCUGUACAGAGGGGAAAACAUUCUCUUGUGAGGGCGUGUUGGUGAGCAUCUGCAGCCAUGUGUGACCAGACGUUUGUGGCGGCCACUUUUGGCCCCUGCGACAGCUGUGGGAAAGCCAGUCCCCUCAUGAACAUCUACAUCAAGACAGAGGCCAUCAACUACUGCUCCUUCUGUGUGGAAGUGAUGGCCUGCCAGGGGCUGCAGGGCGGGGAGAGCUUGGCCUCACUGAAGAACGAGAGCGAGAGUCUGAAGAAGAAGCUGGAGGAGGAGCGGAAGAAGCUCAACGACAUAGAGUUGAACCAGGUGGCUGAGAAGAUCGAGGCGGUCGGCGCUCUAUCCAUAAAGACCAGACGUGUGCUGAAGGGUCACGGGAACAAAGUGCUGUGUAUGGACUGGUGUAAAGACAAACGUCGCCUCGUCAGCUCUUCACAGGAUGGCAAAGUGAUUGUCUGGGAUGCAUUCACUCUUAAUAAGGAACAUGGAGUAUCCCUGCCGUGUACGUGGGUCAUGGCGUGUGCUUAUGCUCCCUCAGGUUGUGCUGUGGCAUGUGGUGGAUUGGAUAACAAGUGCUCAGUGUUCCCGCUGUCUCUGGACAAAAACGAGAACUUGGCUGCAAAGAAGAAGUCUGUUGCUAUGCAUACCAACUAUGUAUCAGGAUGCACCUUCACCUCCUCCGACAUGCAGAUCCUGACCUCCAGUGGAGACGGCACAUGUGCCUUGUGGGAUGUGGAGAGUGGGCAGCUUCUGCAGAGUUUCCAUGGUCACACAGCUGAUGUCCUGUCCCUGGACCUCGCCCCGUCUGAGACUGGAAACACUUUUGUGUCUGGGGGCUGUGAUAGGAAGGCCAACGUGUGGGACAUGCGCUCUGGACAGAACAUUCAGUCUUUUGAGAGCCACGAGUCCGACAUCAACUGUGUAAAGUACUACCCUAGUGGAGAUGCAUUUGCUUCUGCCUCAGACGAUGCCACAUGCCGUUUCUAUGAUCUGCGAGCUGACCGUGAGGUAGCUGUCUACCAGAAGGACAGCAUUAUAUUUGGUGCUUCCACUCUGGACUUCUCUCUAAGUGGUCGCCUGCUUUUCACUGGUUAUAAUGAUUACACCAUUAACGUGUGGGACGUCUUGAAGGGAACUCGCGUCUCGGUUCUGUUUGGCCAUGAGAACCGCAUCAGCAGAGUCAGGGUUUCACCUGAUGGCACAGCACUCUGCUCAGCUUCUUGGGACAACACCUUACGGAUUUGGUCCUAGAGCUGAUGUCACAGUUGUGGUCCAGUGAUGACAGCAUCAGCAUUAUGAAACCAACACUACUGCAGGAGUGUGUACAUACAAACCUUCAUGUGAGGCUCAGAAACCUACGAUGUCUCUGCUGAAUGAGACUGUAUCACUGUGUCAUAACUGUAGAAUGGGUAUUCACUGAAGAGACAGUCAAGUUUGAAUUCCUAAUCUUUGUUAUUGUUAGCGUGAUGACUGACUGUAUAAUCAUGAGAUUAUUGCUAAUUUAGUGGGAAAUAAUUGUGAGUGUAAAGAGCCACAUGUGUUUUCUCUGUCAAAUGAUAGUCUUGUAAAUGAUGUACAUGGGUUCACUGUUACCUUUCCUGAGAACCAAACCUGUCCAGAAUCAUUCUGUAGGUCUACACACUGUAAUGUUGUCACUAUGGCGCUAUGCCAUAGAUAUUGUCAUGAUUGUCCAAAGGAAGACUGUUUUAAUGUA
Molecule: messenger RNA, 1718 nt
Organism: Epinephelus fuscoguttatus (brown-marbled grouper)
Lineage: Eukaryota; Metazoa; Chordata; Actinopteri; Perciformes; Serranidae
Gene: gnb5b
Product: guanine nucleotide binding protein (G protein), beta 5b
Exons: 13
Coding region: 68-1255 (395 amino acids)
Biological process (GO): G protein-coupled dopamine receptor signaling pathway; G protein-coupled receptor signaling pathway
Cellular component (GO): cytoplasm; heterotrimeric G-protein complex
Molecular function (GO): protein binding; signaling receptor complex adaptor activity
Source: RefSeq, a predicted model, not a curated record